Messenger RNA from Schizosaccharomyces cryophilus OY26, 1248 nucleotides. RefSeq lists its product as uncharacterized. Bases 1 to 813 code for a protein of 270 amino acids. Lineage: Eukaryota; Fungi; Ascomycota; Schizosaccharomycetes; Schizosaccharomycetales; Schizosaccharomycetaceae. The transcript is spliced from 3 exons. The record is from RefSeq and is a predicted model, not a curated record.
AUGAAUGAAGGUUUACCCGCACAUCAAGAAAACUUGUCUACGAACGAUGAACUUUUGUAUGCAAACGAAUUUGCUAUUCCUCCUCCAAGACAGGAAAAUGUUACUGAAUUAACUCGCUAUUUGAAUGCAUUUAAAAAUGCUUAUAACGAUAAAAAAUACGAGUGCGAGAGGCAUGAGCUUGAAUAUAAUCUUGAGCGAAUAGCGUUAAGAAAUCGAGAUAUGGAUUUGGCUAACAAUCAAUUUCAAAGUAACAUACAGGAAUCCAACAACAUUCAGCCUCCAAGCUGGUUCGUUAACUUUUUUAAUGAUCCUAACGUCGGAUUCGUUGCUAUAAAACGGGAACUAAUUUCCUUAGAAGAACGAAUGAAUCAACGGCUUGAAGCCAUGGAGGCAAGACAAAAUCAACGAUUUGAAGCCUUAGAAGAACGAAUGAAUCAACGGUUUGAAGCCAUGGAGGCAAGACAAAAUCAACGAUUUGAAGCCUUGGAUGGACGACUUUAUGGAAUAGAACAAAAAUUGAACAGACAAGAGUACAGAUAUUGCAGAUUGCACAACAUCCAACUGAGAUUUUUAGGAAAAUCGGUUGAAGUCGUUCCAUUCUUAAACGCUGAAGAACCCGAUUCAGAUUUACCGAGAAUUCAUUCGGUUGAAGAUAUUGAAAAUUUAACAAAAAACCAAUGUACUAACUAUCUUGAUGGUUAUGGAAUCCGAUAUGGACCCAAUGAAACGAUAAAAUUGAAGGAACGUCUUCGUGAUGCCGUGGGAUUACAGUCUUUAGGAGAUGCCGAGUUUCGAUUUUCUGAGUUCAGCUGAUUUUAUUUCCGGACAUUUGUUUUAUUCGUUGCAAGAAAAUUAAUUGAAUGAGUUUUUCGUUGUUUAAUGUUUUAGCGAAAUAAUUUUUGUGUCAUGGAUCCUACUGUCCAAGGUAUACUCUCAACGGAGCAUGUUUAGUCAUUCGUAAUCAUUGCUAUAGGGAAAUCAUUGAUUAUUCGCGAGGGUGAAAGAGAACCUAAAAAAGUUGAGGAUGUUUCCAAAAGUGCUAACGGCGAAGGUAAUAUAUUCAUGAUCUUAGUAUUAUUAUUUAUUUAUUUUACAUUUCUUAGAACUCGUUAUUAAUGUUCUCUAAUAAUGUUUAUGAGCCCCAUUUUGCCUAGCAUUGAACACCUGGAGGCAUGCUAUACUUAGGUAAUUAUAAUGCAUUAUAAUAAGUAUAUAAACAAAAAAAAGACUAUUUUUCUAAACUUUGCA